Epithele typhae is the source of this 1065-nucleotide messenger RNA. RefSeq lists its product as uncharacterized. The record is from RefSeq and is a predicted model, not a curated record. The transcript is spliced from 7 exons. Bases 1 to 1065 code for a protein of 354 amino acids. NCBI's taxonomy places the organism in Eukaryota, Fungi, Basidiomycota, Agaricomycetes, Polyporales, Epitheliaceae.
AUGGCUACCAGCGAAACAGCACCCGCAUUUGAUAUCCCCAUGAUGCAUGUAUCUCAUCGGUACCGCAUGGCAUACGGCCCGUUCUUCGCUGCCGUUGUCCUCGACGUUUACCUCUUUGGCAUCAUCAGCACUCAAACGUUCUUGUUUUUUACCACCUACAAAAAGGACCCGGUAUGGAUGAAGGUCCUCGUCGGCACGGCGGUCCUCACCGAUUUCCUCAACUCCUGCUUCGACAUCAUGGCCGUGUACCGCCCGCUCGUCUUGGAGUUCGGCGAUACUGAUGCCGUGCAGGUGACUCAUUGGGAUUUUCAGAGCGACCCGGUCACCGUCGCCACCGUCGCCUUCCUCGUGCAGGGUUUCUUCGCGUGGCGUGUCAAGGUUCUCACCAAGAGCAACUGGAUCGUGGGGCUGAUCUACAUCUGCGCGUUCACAUCGUUCCUGGGUGGCAUUGGGACUUCGAUUGGCGCCAGCAAAGUCCCGAGAAUCCCCGACUUGCACAAGCUCCGGACGAUCACCUACGUCUGGCUUCCGACGGCCGUGAUUGCGGACAUCGCGAUCACGGCCACUCUCGUGUUCUAUCUUCGCAAGAGGAAGACAGGGAUGAGGUUCACCGACACGCUCAUCAACAAGAUCACCCGCCUGACGCUCGAGACGGGCCUGCUCACGUCGAUGUGGGCGCUGACGGAUCUGGUCGUCUACCUGACCAUCCCGUCCGGGCUGCACCUCUUCUUCAACUUCACGCUCUCGAAGCUGUACACGGUCUCCCUCCUCGCCUCCCUCCUCAGCCGCCACGGCACGACGGACGGCAGGAGCGAGGACUCACGCUCGCACUCCGACGGGCGCGCGCACCCGCCGCCCGGCGGGCGCGUGAACAUGCUCCGCUCGGCCGCGAGCGCACACCCGCAGCAGAUCUUCAUCGACGUCGAGGCGCACGAGAUGGUCGACGUCGACGACGUCAAGGGCGCGCAGUUCCUCGAGCACCCGAAGAAGACCGGGGGCUCGCACGCGCUGAGCGGCAACACGCGGCGCUCGUCGGCGACCGUCGACCGCUCGAUGGGAGUCUGA